Messenger RNA from Blumeria graminis f. sp. triticale, 345 nucleotides. The record is from the annotation of a GenBank genome assembly. NCBI's taxonomy places the organism in Eukaryota, Fungi, Ascomycota, Leotiomycetes, Helotiales, Erysiphaceae.
AUGCCUGAGCCAGAUCAGCACAGCUUAAUAUUUUGGGACGGUUCAUCUGAGUUUUAUCCGUACUGUACAGUUAUUUGGCGUGAAGCAAUGGAGGAGCCAAAAAUCAUGGAUGAAUUUGGCGGAGAGGAGGCAAUGUGUAGAGCGCUAAUACGAGCUAUUCCGAUCAGACGGCGCGACAGAAUUGGUCCGGCAUUUAUGAAGCAAAUCUCGGCCAAUGAUUUUAAUGCAAUAGCCCUUCUGGAUGAACUCGAUAGAAAGUUUAUCAUACAUGAAGAACAAGAUGCAUUCUUCAAGCCCUUUGAAGUGCCUGAAGAUCAGUUAAGGAGGAUAGUCAAACGUAACUAA